Molecule: messenger RNA, 646 nt
Organism: Musca vetustissima
Lineage: Eukaryota; Metazoa; Arthropoda; Insecta; Diptera; Muscidae
Product: UPF0193 protein EVG1 homolog
Exons: 3
Coding region: 8-646 (212 amino acids)
Source: RefSeq, a predicted model, not a curated record
ACCCAAAAUGUGGCCAAGUGAACGCAUCGCACAAGGCGGACUCUUUCAUACCCCAAAAAUUAAAUAUAGCAAGGAAACGGCGGAUCUACUAAAAUUACUGAUGAAAGAGUCCAAAAUGACAAUGUUAAUGCGAAAACAAAUCGAUCAUCAUUUGCGUAACGGCGAACCAUUACCCAAACCCGAACCAAGACGUAUAAAUAUCUACAAAGAUGCCGAUACUGAAGCAAUGGAGAUAUUACGAAAAGCGCAUAAUGCCAAAAGGAAAUCACUAUCGGAAAUUAAAGCAAGCGGUGCAUAUGAGACACCACGUAAUCGUCCCAAGCCCGAUGAUAAAAUGCCAUCAGAAAAAUCAAAGAAAUUAUUACAAGAAGCGAUGUCAGGUUUGCGUAUGUCCGAAACUACUUUGAAACCAAAACGGAAACCGAAAACGAAACACGAACCACCGGCAACAACGGAUGAUAUAAUCAAUGAAUUAUUGGAUCAAAUAAACGAGCGUGCAGAAUGGCUCGCAGAAAUGGAACAGUUAGGUGAAGGUAAACGUUAUCGAGAUGAGAUACGUGAACAAAUAGCAGAACGUUUGCGUCAAAUAAAGGCACUCGAAACAAAGAAGCAGUUAACCAAUAAAGGCAUUUCCUAUUUGGAGUAA